AUGAGGCCAAAACAAAAAAGGGCGUCCUGGCCCGGUGGAUCAUCAACUGGCCCCGUGUCGGGGGUUUUGGGGAACCCCCUGAGAAACCCCGGGCUAGGUUCGCACCGUCUCUCCAUCUCCAAGGUAGACCUGCCAGGUCGUCGACCCUUGGGAUUAAAGGGGGCCGAUGGCGCCCCUAAACCACCCCCCGGGGUAUCCAAAACGUGCCAGUCCGCCACGGGCCCCUCCCAGCGCAGGUGCUCUGGGGCUUUUGAGGAUGAGAUCCCUCACCUCCGCGACCCUAAAGACCUAAACCCGACCGCAGAAAGGUCCAUCGCGGGCCCCUCCGUCAGCAAGCAUGCCCCAAAGGGGCAUCCUCCGGGGGAAGGGCGGCGACAGGGCCUGGUGCCUCUCGGGCCCCCUUGGUGUUUUGGGCCCCCGCUUCUCGUAGCUGGUUUUUAG
Messenger RNA from Arctia plantaginis, 441 nucleotides. NCBI's taxonomy places the organism in Eukaryota, Metazoa, Arthropoda, Insecta, Lepidoptera, Erebidae. The record is from the annotation of a GenBank genome assembly.